Nicrophorus vespilloides is the source of this 1459-nucleotide messenger RNA. RefSeq names its product protein disulfide-isomerase TMX3 (gene Tmx3). The coding region runs from base 110 to 1393 and encodes 427 amino acids. The record is from RefSeq and is a predicted model, not a curated record. The transcript has 6 exons. Lineage: Eukaryota; Metazoa; Arthropoda; Insecta; Coleoptera; Silphidae. Gene Ontology annotation, biological process: peptidyl-cysteine oxidation. Gene Ontology annotation, molecular function: protein disulfide isomerase activity. Gene Ontology annotation, cellular component: endoplasmic reticulum.
AGCUUGAUUUUUUUUAAUGGAAUUAAGCCUUCGUAAUCGAAUUAUGAAUUGCGCAAAGUGAUUCGGUAUAAAAAAAUAGAGGUCGCAAGUGCUGAAGUACUUUGUUAAGAUGAAGCAAGUGUUCAUGUUUUUGGCCACACUAAUAGUGGUUUUUCAACAGUCUUCCAGUUCAAGAGUGCUAGAGCUGAGCGAUAAGUUUGCAGAUGUUCGUAAGGAUGGGGGCCACUGGUUGGUCAUGUUCUAUGCGCCGUGGUGUGGCCACUGCAAGAGGCUUGAACCUGUCUGGGCUCAUGUCGCUCAAUCUCUGUACAAAACCAAUAUAAGAGUGGGAAGGAUUGAUUGCACUCGUUUCACAUCUAUAACCUCAGAGUUCAAAGUCUCUGGGUUUCCAACUAUCAAAUUCAUCAAGGGAGAAGAUGAAUACACCUUCCACGGUGAUAGAACCAAAGAUGAUAUCCUUAACUUUGCUAAGAGGAUGUCGGGACCCCCUGUGCAAGAGUUAACUAGGGCGGACAGCAUGAAUAGUAUUAAAACGGCGCAUCAGCUUUUCUUCAUGUACGUUGGAUCUCAGGAUGGACCUCUUUGGAAUGUUUAUCACGGCGUGGCUACGCGAUUGCAAGCGCACGGAUUUUUCUAUUCAGCUAGUACGGACAUCGCUAAGCAGCAUGUAGAUAUUGAUGAGUUACCUGCCGUUUUUGUAUACAAGGAGAGCCUUCAUUAUUUUUACUCAGUCGAUUCCGGUAAUUCUGUCGCUGAUGCCAAAGAUUUGAAUGAUACCAUGUACAAUUGGAUCAACGAGGAGAGAUUCGAGACGUUCCCGAAAAUCACCAGAGGCAACAUAAACGACAUAAUGCAAACGAAGAAGUACCUAGUUUUAGUUGUGGUCGAAGAGAACAAGCUGCGUGAAAUUCCCGCGGAGAUGAUUGAGUUUCGCGACAUGGUGGAAUCGGUGAUUCGUAAGAAACGCGACAAGUUCCACAAGAACUUCCAAUUCGGUUGGAUCGCAAGUCCCGAAUUGGCUAACAGCAUUGCCAUGACUGUCCUUCCUCUUCCGUACUUGCUCGUCCUCAAUUCGACGACGAACCAUCAUCAUAUUCCUGAAGACGAUCCGGCUCAGCUCACCGCAGCAGCAGUCGAUUUGUUCUUGGAAAGGAUUUACAACCAAAGCGUUACAACUUACGGAGGAAACAGCUAUACAGUACAAUUAUACAGGUAUUAUUUUGAGGCAAGAUCUUCGCUCGCUGAAAUGUGGAGAGGAAAUCCUGUUUUGACCACUGUACUAUUUGGCCUUCCAUUUGGCUUCCUCUCGUUAAUUCUCUAUUCCAUUUGUUGCUCCGAUAUCUUAGAUGCGGAUGAAGAAGAGGACGAAGAUUCCCACGAGAAGCGAGAGUAAAAGUACCAAAAAAAACAAAAACAAAGAGAGCUAUGAUCUAGUCAAUAAAUGUGGUGUUUAAUUAAA